Octopus sinensis (East Asian common octopus) is the source of this 2706-nucleotide messenger RNA. Its product is annotated as NF-X1-type zinc finger protein NFXL1-like. The coding region runs from base 1 to 1677 and encodes 558 amino acids. Lineage: Eukaryota; Metazoa; Mollusca; Cephalopoda; Octopoda; Octopodidae. Gene Ontology annotation, molecular function: zinc ion binding; RNA polymerase II transcription regulatory region sequence-specific DNA binding; DNA-binding transcription factor activity, RNA polymerase II-specific. Gene Ontology annotation, biological process: regulation of DNA-templated transcription. Gene Ontology annotation, cellular component: nucleus. The transcript is spliced from 13 exons. The record is from RefSeq and is a predicted model, not a curated record.
AUGAACCCACUGCAAGGUACGAGGUGGCAAUUUGAAAAGACUUGUGGGAAAUUGCUUAAAUGUGGCCAUCACACCUGUGAACAAGUGUGCCAUGCUGAAGCUUGUGGGGACUGCCCAAGAAGUGGCUUGCGAAAAUGUCCCUGUGGAAAAAUGUCUGUUCAGUUACCCUGUACUAAGGAUAUUCCCACUUGUGGUGAUACCUGCAAUAAAAAUUUGUCUUGUGGUGUACACCAAUGUCAACAACGUUGCCAUUCUGGACAGUGUGAUAUUUGUCGUCAAACAAUAGUGAAAAAAUGUCGUUGUGCGCAAAGGAGAAAAGAAGUGCCUUGCUGCAAAGACUACAUUUGUGACAUGAAAUGUCAGAAGAUGAGAGACUGUGGGCGACAUCAGUGCAAACGGAAGUGCUGUGAUGGCAGAUGCCCUAUUUGUGAACAAGUGUGUGGUAGAUCCUUAUCAUGUCGAAAUCACAAGUGCUCAAGUAAAUGUCACCAAGGACCAUGUUAUCCUUGUACCAUGACUGUUGACAAAUACUGUUUCUGUAAAUCUACCUACAUCACUGUUCCAUGUGGUCGGGAAAAAGUCAUAAAACCACCAAAAUGUAACCAAACAUGCAAGAUUCCAUCUGAUUGCCACCAUCCUGAUCGUAAGCCACACCGAUGUCAUUUUGGAGACUGUCCACCUUGUAAGAAUGUUUGUAACAAUCAACUCCCUAACUGUUCUCAUUUCUGUCCAAUGCUAUGCCAUGAUGCUGUCAAGGUUAAGAAACCAAUCAACCCGUUGUUGUAUUCCAAUAAACAUAAAAUUGUGGACCAGUUUGAAAAAAUAAAGAAACCAUGCCCUCCUUGUCAAGUAAUUGUGGAACAAAAAUGUCUUGGGAAACAUGAAGUAAAUGAAUUUGCUUGUUCAGCUGUUGUUCCGUAUUCUUGUAAGAGGGCUUGUAACCGUUUACUUCCCUGUACCAAUCAUUCAUGUGUCUUAGAAUGCCAUGAAGUUAAAAAUGCUGCUGAUGAGAAAAGUGCUGGAUCCAAUUGCUCAAAAUGUGAAGAGGAAUGUUCAAAACCACGACUCCCUGGUUGUAAUCAUGAGUGUUCAUUACCAUGUCAUUCUGGUGACUGUCCACCAUGUUCAGAGAUAAUUCGAAUGCGCUGUCACUGUCGAAACAUACUGAAAUACAUUCAGUGUUACAAAUGGACUACUGCUGAUACAGAAUCAAAAUCUGUCUUAAAGUCUUGUGGACUUGAUUGUCCUAAAGUGAUGCCAUGUGAUCACAAAUGUCCUAUGAUUUGUCACCCUGGAGACUGUUGUCCGAAUGGCUGUGAGAAGAGAAAGUCUGUUCGCUGUCCAUGUAAACGCAGGAAAAAAGAAUUCAUUUGUUCAAUGGUAACAUCAGGGAAAGCCCAGGUGAAAUGUGACGAUGUGUGUAGAGAGAUUCAAUUAAAGCAAAAGCAGAUGCAGGAAGAAGCUGCUAGAAAGAAACAGGAGGAAGAAGAAAGAAAACAACGAAUGGAAAUUGAAGAUUUUGAACGGAAAACUAAAAGAAUUGGUCGAAAGAAACGCAACAGGGUCUAUGAAGAGAAAAUUGAAUUGACUUUCAUGCAGAAAUAUGGCAAAACUGUCAUUACUGUCAGCAUUGCAGUGAUUGCUGUAGCUGCUGGUAUCUUUUACAUGUCUUCAUAAGUUUAUUUAUCUGAGAAUUAAUAGCCGUAUCAUCACAUUUUAAAAAUAUAACAAUCACAGGGGUUGGGGGACAAAAGAAAUAGCCAGAAACAAUCAUUCAAAAGCAAGUGUUUGUUUGGCCAUACGGGAUUUCUUUGUGAACAGACUUGUGAUCACAAGCAGUCUAUUUAUGACCAUCCCAUCUAUUCUUUAGACACAGUAUAUUUAGGACUAGAUUACCCAAUGUGUCCUUCAGUUCUAAGAUGAUAGGAUGUGAUUUGAGUGAUAUUUUGCUGCUAUUUCUAAGAAAUUAAGAAGAUAUGUUUAUUCUCUACUUUGGAUACUGACUUAAGAUGAAUAUUGUUCACAGGUUAAAAGAUUCACCCUUUUAUUAACUAUGGGUAGUAAUGAUGAGUCUACUUAGUAUUAUGAUAAAGACCUUGGGUAGGUCAGUCAUUUACGGCUUUAGGUUUGUUACUGACUGACAUGAUCGUCUACAGGCAGAUUACUUGAAUUUUUUUUUUGCAACUGUUACUGGGCCCUUCUACCUCUACACAGCGACAAGGAUGCUGAGGCUGCAAUAAUGUGAAAUGAUUGCUAUUGAGAUAGGUCAAAUGGCUAAGUGUAUAACUCAAUGGUUUAUCACUUUAGCCCUUUCUAUUCUCAUUCUAUGCAGGAUACCUUAUUUAACUUGCCUCAAGUCUCCUAGCAGUUGAAAUUAGGGUGCCAUGUCUUUAGGAAAGACAUCUUCAAUAUACUGGUGUUCUAUCCAGAACUGUCUCUCAUCAGCUUUAUUCUACAGAAACUGUUUGAAAUACUUGUACUACAAAUCCCUAAGUUUGUGGAAAAUGCAAGUAGCUUAACCAUUAUGAGUGGUGACUCUGAAAUCCUAUUAAGAUACAAUGAUUUAACCCUUUUGUUACCAACCCAGCUGAAACCGGCUCUGUGUACAAAUGUCUUGUUUUUAAAAGUUCUCAAUUACAAUCUUCCACCAAACCUUAGUUACAAUUUAUGUCCUUAACACUAGCUGAAUGAUAACUUUACUAAAUU